CAACCAUAAGGUAUCUACCUAGGUAGCGAUCAAACAUUACAGACGGUUUUAGCAUAUUUUCCAUGAAUAUUUAGACGGCUAGAAAGUAUGGACUUCAGACCGCUGGACCGUAUGGAUGGCUCAGACCAGAGCCUCCUGGAUGAGCCUUUUCAGCCUUUCUAUGACAUUGUGAAGAGGAAGCCGGUGCUUGUGAAUCAAGAUAAUAGCUAUGAUAGAGCGGUUUUCAGAGAGAGGCCGCUGCUUGGAGCACUGCUUUUUGAUAACAACGCAUCCGAUGCGAGAGAUCAUGCUGCAAACGAGAGAACCUUCUUAUCGUGGCUCCGACUAUCUGUGUAUAUGGCAGUCGUUUCCGUCGCCAUCGUGUUGUCUUUCCAUCUGAAGUCUAAGCCCAGUGAUACCGAAAAAAGGCUUUCACUUCCCUUCGGCAUCAUCUUCUGGCUUCUCUCUGUCUCCUGUCUCAUAUCAGGCCUGGCCAACUACAUCAGUACCAUUUCGAAAUAUAGUCAACGAGCUGCACUCGUGCAAGCCGGGUGGAAGACCCAGAUGUUGUUCACCUUAGUGGCAACUACCAUAGUUGCUGCUUGUGUAUUGUUUCUCGCAACAAAUGCGCGGAGUAGUAAGUAGAUUGAAGGAAUUAUAACGUCUACUUAAGGCGUCAAGGAUUCUCAAAGAUAUUGGGGAUCAUAAUCUAAUACCUUUUGGAUAUUGUAUCUAAUCUUCACAUACUUUUAUACACUACUUAUGGCUGGCUAUAAUUUCAAGAACCAU
Molecule: messenger RNA, 768 nt
Organism: Aaosphaeria arxii CBS 175.79
Lineage: Eukaryota; Fungi; Ascomycota; Dothideomycetes; Pleosporales
Exons: 4
Coding region: 88-624 (178 amino acids)
Source: RefSeq, a predicted model, not a curated record